UCGUGUAGCACGUGUGCACUCACCAACAGAUUGUCUUCUUUUCUUAUCUUGUGAUAAAUAAAAGUUUCAAAACAAUUAUUCUUGCCAUCCAUAAUAAAUGGUGACCAUGUGGCUGUUAGCCCGAUCGGUCGGGUUAUCUUAUGUAUCAGGGACUAUUCAAUUUUUGCUCGCGACUCUAGGGGUCGCGACCCAUACUAAGGGAACUCUUGCUCGCUCUGUAGCUGGGAUAAUGAUUGUGUUCUUACUCUUAUUCAAGUUAUCUGUCACUCCCAUAAUUAGUCUAGUCAAAUCAGUUUUGCUUUUUAUCGAAAGAAUACAUAGUUAUCCAAUACGCGAAGUGUUCAAGUCGUCGACGAUGCUCUCCAAUAAAGAUAUUUUAACGGAAUUGACUAAAGAAGAAAUUUCAAUAUUGAAAGAAACCUAUAAAAAUGUCGAAGAGGCGUUCUAUGUUUACACAUUGUUGGAUGUGGCAGUGAGAUGGUAUGGAAAAGAAGGUUUGACUGUAACUUCGCCUGGUGACGCUUGGAAGGAAGACGGUUCUAUCGUUGUCUUUCUAGAUUUCGGCCAUGUUGCCGUUUUUCCAUAUUCUCUCAGUGGGAAAUACGAGAGGAUAUCUGAAGGACUUUGUAAGACCAGCAGGAUAGACCCCCAAAAAUCCUUUUAUCUCGCCAACAUCAUGGAUACCUACUUGGGUGACAUGUUGAACAUCGUAAGUAAUAUGGGAAGGAAAGUCGAAGUGAACUACGAAUAUUUCUUCUACACCAUGACGAUCGAGAAGGCGAAAUCCUUACAAGUCGAGUGUCCAAAGGAAACUUACGUGAAGAAGCUGUGCGCGGAUCACGCCGAGCAGAUGAAUAGAGUUUGGCCGCAUCGAUUCGAGAAUUCAGGCAAGAAUGUGGCAAAUUGGCUGUCGAUAAACGACGGUUAUGGUUUGUUCCUGAAGGAAAACGAUGAACUGGUGUCUUGGGCGAUGCAGGGUUAUCUUGGUCACAUAAAUCUGCUUCAGACUGAAAAGGAACACAUGGGAAGGGGUUAUGGCGGUGUGAUGCUUCUGCUGAUGGCCAAACAUAUUGCGCAGAGCGGAUACGUUCCGGUAGCGAUGGUGUUGACGAAAAAUAAAGCCUCCAAUAGUCUAUUCAGAAAACAAGGUUUCGAGAGCAAGUGUAAGAGUUAUUUUUUGUUAGUAAGUGUAAUCAAUGUUGAAAAUUGAGGUGGGAUACAAAUCUGCUGAACUUUUUUGUAUGAAAGAAACAUGAUACAUGAUGUUGUGGUAUAUUAUUAGUGUAUUUAUUCCAUUCGAAAAAACAUUGGAUAAAACCUCUUGAGUGCAUUGGGACAUGAGCUCUACGGUUGUUUACUAACAAAGCAUUUCAGUUGUUCUGAACAGAUGUUUAAAUUGAAAUCAGUGUCAUGACAUAUUUUUAUUUAAAUUUUAAUAAACAUUCAAUGAGCA
Messenger RNA from Coccinella septempunctata (seven-spotted ladybird), 1453 nucleotides. RefSeq lists its product as uncharacterized. Lineage: Eukaryota; Metazoa; Arthropoda; Insecta; Coleoptera; Coccinellidae. The transcript has a single exon. Bases 98 to 1210 code for a protein of 370 amino acids. Gene Ontology annotation, molecular function: acyltransferase activity, transferring groups other than amino-acyl groups. The record is from RefSeq and is a predicted model, not a curated record.